AUGAACUGGUCAUUCAAGAAGUCUCAUGAUGAUCAUACGCUGUUUGUGAAGAAUGUCAGUGGGAGAUAUUUGGCUGUGUUAGUAUAUGUUAUUGGUGGCGAAUCGAAGCAGGGGAUCUCUGUUUGCCAAAGGAAGUAUGUGUUGGAGCUACUUGAUGAUACAUGCUUUCUUGGUUGCAAACCAUCAUCUAUUCCUUUGGAUCCUACGAUCAAGCUAUCGUCUGAGACAAUACGGAAACCAUCUGAUGGCUCCAAAGUGAUUCAUGAAAUGGGAGAGUCACUUGAAAAUCCCAAGGUUUAUAGAAAGUUGAUGGGCAGAUUGAUGUAUUUGGCGAUCACAAGACCCGACAUAGCUUAUGCUUUAACCAAGCUACGCCAAUAUUCAUCUAAACCACGUGAUGCUCAUCUGGCGGCUGUUCACAAGCUUCUAAGGUAUCUUAAAGGGACUAUUGGUCAAGGUGUUUUCUAUGAAGCUAAUGGACAGUUGACACUACGUGGUUAUGCAGAUGCUGAUUGGGGUUCUUGUAGGGACACUCGAAAAUCUAUAACAUGUUAUGCGAUGUUCAUUGGUGAUUCGUUAGUGUCUUGGAGGUCGAAGAAGCAACACACAAUAUCAAGAAGUACAGCAUAA
Brassica napus (rape) is the source of this 630-nucleotide messenger RNA. RefSeq names its product secreted RxLR effector protein 161-like. The transcript is spliced from 2 exons. Bases 1 to 630 code for a protein of 209 amino acids. The record is from RefSeq and is a predicted model, not a curated record. Lineage: Eukaryota; Viridiplantae; Streptophyta; Magnoliopsida; Brassicales; Brassicaceae.